AUGACGAGUUACUGGACACCGCACCAGUAUAUUGGCAGUAUAAUUCUUAUAACCCUUCACAAAGAAUUCAAAACUCUUUUAGGCCCAUCAGGACACUCAGGGUCAACUUUUAUCUUUGUCUCUCUAUUCUCAUUAAUUUUAUUCAAUAAUUUUAUAGAAGACACACCACAAGCGGCUAUGCCAUUAAAAUUAAAAAUUGACGAGACUGAAGAAACUAUUAGUAAUAUCAUUCGACCUGGAACUCUAGCUGUUCGACUAGCAGCUAAUAUAAUUUCAGAACAUUUAUUACUUACUCUCUUAGGAAAUACAGGGCCCUAA
This is a messenger RNA of Bactrocera latifrons, 318 nucleotides long. RefSeq names its product ATP synthase subunit a-like. NCBI's taxonomy places the organism in Eukaryota, Metazoa, Arthropoda, Insecta, Diptera, Tephritidae. The transcript is spliced from 4 exons. Bases 1 to 318 code for a protein of 105 amino acids. The record is from RefSeq and is a predicted model, not a curated record.